Molecule: messenger RNA, 2323 nt
Organism: Aedes aegypti (yellow fever mosquito)
Lineage: Eukaryota; Metazoa; Arthropoda; Insecta; Diptera; Culicidae
Gene: IntS9
Product: integrator complex subunit 9
Exons: 4
Coding region: 286-2283 (665 amino acids)
Biological process (GO): snRNA processing
Cellular component (GO): integrator complex
Source: RefSeq, a predicted model, not a curated record
CGAUGAGAGUGUGACGUCUGUUUGUCUGUGGUAUAAAAUUAACCCGAUUCGAGAUGCUGAACUCAACAUGCCUUUGGUCGCCCUAUCAAUCACCGUUCCGGAGAAAUUUUUAACACAAUUUGUAGUAAAAUGUUUUAUGUGUGUGAGAGAGAGGAGCACAAAGAGAGAAACGUCAUAUUUUGUUUAUGUUUACGUCUGCUCGAAGCCGGUAAUAUUUUUACGGUACGGUCUGCCGAAAUAUUGUAGUAAAAUUUGCUUUAAAGUGCAUAUUCUCUAAUUAACUGCAUGAUGAAACUCUACGCUUUGAGUGGCGAUCCGGCCAAGCCGUGUUACGUGUUGAGCAUUUCCGAUUUGUUGAUUAUGCUCGACUGUGGCCUAUCAGUGAGUUCCGUACUUAACUUCCUUCCGCUUCCCUUGGUGCAGAGUGCCAAGUUUCAGUCGUUGCUCAACUGGAACUGCCGGGAUCCCGAAAUUCAACUUGAGGACGGGGAAAUCAAGGAGUGUUGUGGAUGUUCUUUUGUGAACUCAGCACCGGAAUUCAUUCCACCCCUGGACAAGGUGAUAAACUUUUCCGAGAUCGAUGUUAUUCUGAUUUCGAACUACACCAACAUGAUGGCUUUGCCAUUCAUCACGGAAGGAACAGGAUUUACUGGAACAGUGUAUGCCACGGAACCAACACUUCAAAUAGGACGAUUCUUUUUGGAAGAGCUGGUUGAAUACAUCGAAGCAUCACCGAAGGAGAAUACCGCAAGGGUUUGGAAGGACAUUCAGCAUUUGCUUCCGCCGCCUCUGAACGAUGUGUUCAAACCGAAAAACUGGCGCCACUUGUUCAGCAUGGAUGCAGUGAACAAAAGCCUAGCUCGAGUGCAAAUGACUGGAUACGACCAAAAGUUGGACAUAUUUGGAGCACUUCAGGUUACGCCAGUUAGCUCUGGGUUCUGCCUUGGUUCGAGCAACUGGAUCAUCAAUUCCGGUCAGGAGAAAAUUUCCUACAUAAGUGGUUCGUCUACAUUGACGACACAUCCAAGACCGAUCAACCAAUCGGCGUUGAAAUACUCGGAUGUGGUGAUUAUGACUGGAUUGACUCAAGCCCCACAUGUUAACCCGGAUGGAAUGCUUGGUGAACUUUGCAUGAAUGUUGUCAUGACUUUGAGAAAUGGUGGAUCAGUUCUCAUUCCUUGCUAUCCUUCAGGAGUAGUUUAUGAUCUUUUCGAAUGUUUGUCAUCGAGUUUGGAUAACCAAGGUUUCGCUCAGAUACCGAUGUUCUUCAUCUCACCGGUGGCAGAUAGUUCAUUAGCCUAUUCAAAUAUUUUAGCGGAAUGGCUUUCAACAUCUAAGCAAAACAAGGUGUAUAUUCCUGACGAACCAUUUCCUCAUGGAAGUUUGGUUAAAAACGCCAAAUUAAAGCAUUUCAAACACAUCUAUUCUGAAGGAUUCAGCACUGAAUUCCGUCAACCUUGCGUCGUGUUUUGCGGUCAUCCUAGUCUUCGUUUUGGAGACGCAGUCCACUUUGUGGAACUGUGGGGGUCGAACCCACAGCACACAAUAAUCUUUACUGAACCAGAUUUCCCGUACCUUCAAGCCUUAGCUCCAUAUCAACCACUGGCUAUUAAAACCGUUUAUUGUCCAAUAGAAACAUCUCUAAACUUCCAGCAAGCCAACAAACUGAUAAAGGAACUAAAACCAGGCGUCCUAGUUAUCCCGGAAAAUUACACUCAACCACCGCCCAUCGCACCCCACAAAACGGAUCUUGUUAUCGAUCAAACACCAGAUAAAAUGAUCAUCAAGUUCAAGCGUGGAGAAGUAAUCAAACUUCCGCUCAAACGAAAACGUUCGCGCAUUUACUUGGACCCACAGAUCGCACGUUCGCUCGUUCCGCACGAAGUGCAACCCGGAGUCACAAUUUCCUCCGUGACCGGUGUACUUCACGUCAAGGACAACAUCCACGAUUUACAUCCUUUGGAACCCACCCCGGAAGAGCUAGAAGAGCAGAAAACAGCAAAAACAGCCAAACUACAGCCGCCUUCGCACAAUCGCUACAGAAACGUGAAAUACGAAUGGGGUUCACUAGAUGUGAAUCUGUUCUUGAAAAAGCUCGCUCAGGACGGCAUCACCGACAUCAAGGUGGAACAGGGCGGAGUGGAUGAGCUCACGUUACAUCUGGCCAGCGAGGAUACGAUGAUCAAGGUGAGCGAUAAAACCACCAGCAUCGUUUGCGGGGGGAAACAAAGCUUACGAUUGAAGCUGAGGGAUUUGCUGCUGCAAUGUGUGCAAAGUUUUUAGGUGUAAUUUUAUAGAAAUAAAUUGACAAUGGAACGGCGCA